Molecule: messenger RNA, 494 nt
Organism: Papaver somniferum (opium poppy)
Lineage: Eukaryota; Viridiplantae; Streptophyta; Magnoliopsida; Ranunculales; Papaveraceae
Exons: 3
Coding region: 36-494 (152 amino acids)
Source: RefSeq, a predicted model, not a curated record
UCAUUUAUAAUUUCUAUUUCAAGAAAUAUAGAAAUAUGGCACCACGCGGUCCCAAUUUUACAACAGAAGAAGAUACAAUGAUAUGUAGAAUCCAUUUAGCCAUAUCUCAAGAUUCUGCUACCGGAACCGAUCAACCAGAAAGAGUAUUAUGGAGUCGGAUCAAAGAUAAGUUGGAAGAAGCCCUGCCUUGUAAACCAAAACGUACUUGGACUUCUAUCCAGAGUCGAUUUCAGGGAAUAAGUAGACAGGUUUCACUUUAUUCUGCAAAAGUGUUGGAAGUUGAUGGUGAAUAUCAUAGCGGAUGGAAUGAAGUCUUGAGGGUUGAAGAGAUAAGAAAGCGAUUCAAAGAAAGUAAUGGCCAAGAAAUGGAAGAUUCUCAGAGUGGUGAGGAAAACGCUGAUAUUGAGGAAACAAUUCCAGGCGAGUCCAGUGAUGAUCUAGAUAUUGGAGAUAUAGAGAACACACGUAAGCGUCAGUUGGGAAGAAAGCAUUGA